AUGAUGGAUGAUUACCGGCAAGUGUCGGGAAAUAGGUAUGUCAACAUUGAUAUUGUUGUACCGGCAAUAAUGCGAGACGCAGAAUUGAUGGAAUUUUGUUCGCUGUUUGGAACUGUCAAUUCAAUCACACGAUCCAGCAUGCAAAAAUCGUAUGCAACAGUUCAAUACAUGGACCAAAGUUUCCAUGAUCCUGUUCCCAAUCAAAGGCCACCAAAUGUACCACAUACACUGUCAGAUGUGUAUAAAUUCAAUCUGCUCAGGACUGAGCAUUUGAGACGUAAUGGAAAAUUCCUUUCGGAUUUGUUGAAAACUUCGGUCGUGGAAACUAAAGAACGUGCGUCUAGAGACGAAAAUCAGAAUGUUGUGGAGCCAUCAGAGAGUAGUUCGUCGUACCUCGAGUGCACAUACUGUUAUUCGGUGGCCGAUUUUCUAUGUGGACGAUGCCGAUCUCCAUACUGUUCGACUAAAUGCCAAAACAUCGACUGGCUGAAACACAAAAAAGCCUGUUCCAAGGUGAAUUAUUGCCCAAGACAAAUUGCCACAAGUGAGAAGUCGUUUCCAAAACUUCAAGAAAAUAAGUCUCGAUAAGGCAAAUGGAAAGAAAUACCAUAGAUUCUAUUCACAUAAUGAUCUCAUUUGGGAGAGAGUUAUUUUAAGAUUUGUUUGGCAUUAUGAUGGCAAUUUUUUUUUCUGUUAUAAUCAAUGUACAUUUUAUAAUCAAAUCAGAUUCAAAAAUAAA
Sitodiplosis mosellana (orange wheat blossom midge) is the source of this 739-nucleotide messenger RNA. Its product is annotated as protein CBFA2T2-like. The record is from RefSeq and is a predicted model, not a curated record. NCBI's taxonomy places the organism in Eukaryota, Metazoa, Arthropoda, Insecta, Diptera, Cecidomyiidae. The coding region runs from base 1 to 588 and encodes 195 amino acids. The transcript has 3 exons.